AUGUCUGAUCCUGCGCUUGAGUUGCUUUCAAAGACGUUUGCGUCUUCUAUGAUGCUUAAUGCUGAUCCUGAUCAGGUGACAGCGUCGAUCGUGAGCCAGCUUCCCGAGCUGACGGCCGAGCAAGAGUCUCAGCAGGCCUCACUCCUGGCGCUCUCGGAGAACUUCCCCGAGUCCGCCGCCGAGCUGUCGGAGGCGCUCGGAAGCAAGAAGUUUUUCCUCGACACCGACAAGCCCGCGCUGGUGGACCUGAUCACGUACGCGCGGGUGCAGAAGCCGAUUGUGGAGUCGUGGACGCCGGAGCAGUACAAGGCGAACGAGAAACUUAUUCGCUGGGCGGACCGUGUGCAAAAGUCUGAGUUGCUGAAGGGCAAGCAGGAGGCGUCGCAGCGGAUUAACCUUGCGGUGCUGGGGGGUGGAGAGAAGAAGGCGAAGAAGGAGAAGGGACCGAAGCCGCAGGCCGCGAAGAAGGAGGCGGCGCCGAUUACUCCGGCGAUGGUUGACCUGCGCGUCGGGUUCAUUCAGAAGGCGGUCAAGCACCCUGAUGCGGACUCGCUGUAUGUGUCGACGAUCGACAUGGGCGACGAGAGCGGGCCGCGGACGGUGUGCAGCGGACUGGUGAAGUACAUUCCGCUGGAGGACAUGCAGCAGCGGCUGAUUGUUGUGGUUGCGAAUCUGAAGCCGGUGAGCAUGCGCGGGAUCAAGUCUGAGGCGAUGGUGCUGUGCGCGUCGAACGAGGAGACGGUUGAGUUUACGGUUCCGCCGGAGGGAUCGAAGGCGGGCGACAAGAUCUUUUUCGAAGGGUUUGACGGGACGCCGGAGCCGGUGUUGAAUCCGAAGAAGAAGAUCUUUGAGACGCUGCAGCCUAGUUUUACGACGUCGGAGGAGUUGGAUGUGGUGUUUAAGAUGGAGGAUGGAAGUGUGAGGAAGUUGGUGAAUAAGGAGGGCAAGGCGGUGAAGAGCGCUACGCUUGUGAAUGCGCAGGUGCGAUAA
Molecule: messenger RNA, 990 nt
Organism: Myxozyma melibiosi
Lineage: Eukaryota; Fungi; Ascomycota; Lipomycetes; Lipomycetales; Lipomycetaceae
Exons: 2
Coding region: 1-990 (329 amino acids)
Cellular component (GO): methionyl glutamyl tRNA synthetase complex
Molecular function (GO): tyrosine-tRNA ligase activity; tRNA binding
Source: RefSeq, a predicted model, not a curated record